CAAACCGGCCUGUUUUAAAUGUCUGAGUAUUCCAUAUGGAAUAGAUGUUCCCAGACACCAKGCAGGUGUGUUCCUGGCUGCAGCAUUCUAUAAUGUGAACGUUCUGAACCAACCUGAAACCUCUCAGUUCCAAAUCAAACUUCACUUGCAUCUGAGAAUUCUGUGAAAGUGUUUCUAAUUGAAUCCAGGCUCCAGUCUGCCCUUGAAACUGUAAUCAGUGUGUGACAUCUGAUGUGUAUAAGCAAGGGUUGUGUUCAGUAGAAAGCUCUGCAGGCGAUUUCCCCUUGGACUGGUGGGUUCUCAUUUAAGAGAGCUGCAUUUGUUGGGUUUAUGCACAGCUAAGGCCAGCACGAUCCAGUGGGUGUUUCACAAGGACUUUUUCCUUUCAGGCMCUUGGACAGCACAAGUUUUUUCUGCUUUUCUUUGUAACAGAGCUGCCCAGUCAAAUUCAAAUGCAGUUUCCCUCUGACAAUGUGGAAUGUUAGCAUGGAGCUGACACACCUGAGGAGAUUUAGAUGUCUCAAUGGAUACGUCGAGCUACUUCCAUACUUGCCUGRUGUCCAUAUGGCUGCACAGAUUUUACAUCUAUUCUGCUGUUGCAUUUGGGAUCAGCCUUUGGAUUGUUAUUCAGUUCGCCACCACCAGAACCAAAAGAAAGGAUGAGAAAUCCCACGGGAGUCCCACUUCCUCCGAGGGACCAGCAGACAAACUGAGCAAUGGAUGUGCCUCCCCUCAGGCACAGGAGGUCCAUGUUGCUGGAGUGAAGAUUUUCUACGGCUCUCAGACUGGYACAGCAAAGAGAUUUGCCAAAGCUCUGUCUGAAGCUGUUAUUUCCCUUAAUUUGCCUGUGGAAGUCUUUAACAUGGAAGACUGUGAUCCAGAGGAUUGUUUGUCAGAGGAGACAAGCAGCAGGAACAUCUGUGUGUUCCUGGUGGCCACGUACACCGAGGGGCAGCCACCAGAAAGUGCAGCCUGGUUCUGCAAGUGGCUGGAGGAAGCAGCCAACGAUUUCCGCGUUGGGAAAAGCUUCCUGCAGGGCCUGAGAUACGCCGUGUUUGGCUUGGGAAACUCAGCUUAUGUGGAUCAUUACAACACAGUUGGAAGGAGGGUUGACAGGUGGCUGUGGAUGCUCAGUGCCAGCAGGAUCAUGACUCGAGCUGAGGGGGACUGCAACGUGGCCCAGAGCAAGCAUGGCAGCAUCGAGGCUGACUUUGAGGCCUGGAAAACCAAAUUCCUCACUCGGCUGCAGGCGCUCUGCAGGGGGGAAAAGAAGCCCUGCAGUGGGAAAUGCAAGAAAGGGAAGUGCAAAUCUUCGGGGAAGCAGAGCAAGGAAAGCUCAGAUCAUGAACAUGGGAUGUCAGAAAAUGAGAAUACUGAGGCAGAGGAAUUGUUUGAAACCAGUAGUGAGGAGGAAGCUGAAGGCACAAAUUCUGUCAUCGAUGUUGAAGAUCUUGGCAAUAUCAUGGGCCACAUGAAGAAAGAAAAGGUACUGCUGUUAGAGGGGUUGUGGAAUGGUCAGGUCUUGGUCACUGAGUUCUUGGAUUGAUAAAAAUGUUACUGGCUGGAUUUGAA
This is a messenger RNA of Malurus melanocephalus (red-backed fairy wren), 1572 nucleotides long. Its product is annotated as S-adenosyl-L-methionine-dependent tRNA 4-demethylwyosine synthase TYW1-like. Gene Ontology annotation, molecular function: FMN binding; 4 iron, 4 sulfur cluster binding. The record is from RefSeq and is a predicted model, not a curated record. Gene Ontology annotation, biological process: wybutosine biosynthetic process. Lineage: Eukaryota; Metazoa; Chordata; Aves; Passeriformes; Maluridae. The transcript has 7 exons. Bases 524 to 1546 code for a protein of 340 amino acids.